AUGCAUCGAUCAUCUUCAUCCCCCCUUCCUCCCCAGGGCAUGCCCCGGUCAUCGAGCGCCGCUGCCAUCACCACCACCAACAACAACAACCCCAAAGUUCGCGCUCAGCCCAGCUCCAGGAUAGUUCGGGGCCAAAUUUCCAGCCCAAUUCCAAUGCAAGAUCCGCUGGAUAAGGAACUGUACAUCAGACCGCACGAUACCGGAGCCUCUGGAUACGCACAACCUCCGCAUGUCAACUUGUCCAAGCCCUCCAUGGAAACCUCCCGGCCGUCAGCGGAGUUUGCUCGCCGCCGCAUCUCUUCAACACCUGAGCGAUCUAGAUCAGUCCUCCGAACGGCUCUUAGCAAAAUAUUUGGCCGCAAAAAAGCUAUCAGACCUAUAACACCUCUAGCCUCUGCUGAUUCGGAAGACGAGCGGCAAGAUUCGCACUUCAGUGAUGACAAGAGGGAUUCCAUUCCUGCGCAAAGGAUACCCCCAAAGAAAAUUGAAACGUUUCCCAUCUCUGAAUAUGAUCGAGCCUUGCGCUCUCAUUCCGUUGGCCCCGAGGAUGUCAUGGCCAUCCGGAGCGCGCGAAGCCCAGUCAACCCCGAAUAUAGCGGGCAUGCAAGGAAACGUAACGGAACCGGUAGUGAUGCUCAUCCGGCCAGUGCGCGCUGGGUAAAGCCAACUGGCCUGACUCCGCGCCCUGCCAGUACAACUGACUGGGGUAGCAGGUUGGUUGAUGCCAGCCAUGACCCUGAAGAGAUUGGCCGUGCUGUAACCACUGGCCUCAAGCGCAGAUCAAGGAGCUUAUCGUUCAUCCCAUUGAUCGAAACCGCGGAGGCUCCCAACAUCACACGGCGCCGCAGCGAUGAAUUCCCUCGUGGGUGGCGGGAAAGCUAUGAUCAGGAGCCCGCAUCACCAAUAUCAUCAACUGCUCCAGAUGGCGGCGAUCGGCGCACCUUUGUCAGCCAAAAAUCCAACGAUGAGGCAGAGCUGGUAGACGAGAUUGAUUCGCCUGUGAAACCUUUUACGUUUUCGAAUAUGCCUUAUAUGGCCGAGUUUGCCGGUACCGCGAGCAUGAAAAUUACAGAUGCUGUUGGCUUGGAGACGCGGAUUGGCCAAGUCGAGAAUCGGCUGAGCCUUGUGGAAGGUCUCUUGACCCAUGCCCGUCAAGCAUCUCCAGGCGAUGGAUUGGCGGACGACUCCUCUGAAAGAUUGGCGCCGCCCAUGCCUGCAUGGUCAUCUACCUUUUCAACGGCGGUUCGACCAUCUUCCCACUCUUCUGCCCAAGUUUCUGGAACAUCUAGACUCUCCUUUGGCGAGAUACCAACCUAUACACGAUCGGCAAGCCAACAAACGUCAAAACAACCCAUGUUUGCAGCUUCCACUCUUUCUAAAUCUGUGCCCACCGGGUCAUUUAUCAUGGAUCAUGAGACCUACAAUGCACUCGUAUCAACCAUGGAGAACGACCGAGCUGCUCGACUAGCACUAGAGGCACAGGUCAAGGAGCUCAGUCGACAAAUCAGUCGCCUUUCCAAAAACAUACCCGCAACUCGCACAGCCCAAGUGAAUGACGAGGUAGCGUCCCCGUCCUUUGGCAAGCCACCAGUCUUGGAUUUUGGUGAAGAUGAGGAGGAGGAGGACGACGAUUUGAGGACAAAAAAGUCUCGACGAAGUUUCAGAAAGGCUCAAAACGAAGAUUCCGGCAUUGGAACCGAGUCUGGUGACAGAGACUACCCCGAAUCGUUUGCUACACUAAACGACGAGCAUCAUAACUCCAAGGCAGAUCUGCCAUUCAGCUCGCCCGAUGCGAUACUGUCGCUUUCCAAACUCACAACGCUGCAUUCCAUGGCACACCCAGCAUCGCAGCAAACCGUAUCACAGCCAUUCUAG
Messenger RNA from Trichoderma atroviride IMI 206040, 1875 nucleotides. RefSeq lists its product as uncharacterized. Lineage: Eukaryota; Fungi; Ascomycota; Sordariomycetes; Hypocreales; Hypocreaceae. The record is from RefSeq and is a predicted model, not a curated record.